UUCAGAUUUGAAUACAUCUUAAGAAGAUAUCCUUAGUCAAACAAUCUUGAAAAAUCCAUGACUUCUUUGUUUGUCACUAUACAAAUUAAAUUCAUUCGGUCUUUAAUUUUCUUAAAAGGAAAUGAUACCUAAGAUUCUAAUUAAAACCAUUGAAUACAAACUAUAUAGAAAGUGUAAAUAAGUAAAUAAACUUUUAAUAUGUAAAACGUCUCGCCUCAGUAGCGAACUUUGGGGCAUGGAUGGCACCAGAUGAUAAACGGUGUCGUCUUAGUGUCCCCAUUGCAAUUGCAGUUUCUGCUCAAAUCGAUACAAAGUAAUUUGAAUCUGAAACCAAUCCUCAGCUGCGAUCAUGUUAUUCAUAAUUCUGAUUCAAUUCGUCUUAAGCUGCUGUGAAACACAAGUCGCCACUGAAGCUUGGGUUCAGAUUCACUUCCUUUCCGAAGAACAUGAUCGGAUGUGAUGUGACAUUCAUAUUCUUAUCUCUAUGAUCUCUGUCGUUUCUUCUCCAUCUCUCUCUGUCUCUUUUUGAUUCAUGUGUUUGUAUUUUGGUGUCUAUUUCUAUUGUUCUUAGGCUCAGAUCAUGACUUGUAACAAGUGAAAGCUAACCCAAUUUCAUUGUCUUCUUCAUAUUUGACCCAUUAACAGGCGAUUAAGGUUUACUAAGAAAUGCUGCAGUCGCAACUCAUAUUUGGAGAUUAACCAAAGAAUAAAAUGUUUUCGAUAUUUUCAGUGUUCAGUGUGUAUAUAGAUCAUCGACACGGUUUAUGUAAUGAAUGUAAAGGAAAUCAAAUUAUAAAUUUUGUUUAAAUUUAUCAAAAUCAUAAUCGUGUUGCAAAACCACUUAUCUUUUUUAUUGACAAUAACAACAUUGUCGGUAGCAUUAAGUUUAAGCUAUGAUUAAUUUAAGUAUUUAACACAAAAAAUGAUUUUAUUUUUUAUUUUUUUAAUCUCUCUGCGGUCUGAUGCUGCGACUCUGACCAUUACAUGCUGAAGUUAGUUUUCUUCUUCUCCUCCACACGUUUGGGGAAACGCGCCGCCCGUGAGAAAAUGCAGAACGGAGCGGCGGUUGCAAAAGAGCAACCGAGAGUCACUGUCUACAUAAUCCUCACUACAGCUUUCGUCUCUCUUUGCUUCCUCCUCUCUCUCUCUUCCUCCUCCUCCUCCUCUCUCUCUUCAUCUCACUACACCGGACACGACGACCUACGACCCGACCCGAGGCUCUUUCCUUCCUCCUCCAAAAUUGCCGCCGACACAGCUCCUCCUUCAAUCGCUUACUUAAUCUCCGGAUCCUCCGGUGACUCGCCCCGGAUCCUUCGUCUCCUCUUCGCCACUUACCAUCCUAGAAAUUGCUACCUCCUCCAUCUCGAUAGCUUGGCGACGCAGUCCGAACGAGAUCGGCUCGCUGUGACGGUGCAAGAUGUGCCGAUCUUCCGAGCUGCGCGUAACGUCGACGUCAUCGGGAAGCCCGAUUUCGCUUAUCAGAGAGGAUCGUCUCCGAUGGCGUCGACGCUUCACGGUGCAUCGAUUCUUCUCAGAUUGUCUGGUGCUUGGGAUUGGUUUGUCAAUCUCGGCGUAGAAGAUUACCCUCUCGUUACUCAAGAUGAGCUUCUUCACAUUUUGUCGCAUUUGCCUAAGGAGUUGAAUUUCGUGAAUCACACUAGCUACAUUGGCUGGAGAGAGUCAAGGAGGUUGAAGCCAGUGAUUGUUGACCCAGGGCUCUAUCUUGUGGAGAAGGCCGACAUGUUCUUUGCUUCACAGAAACGAGAGUUGCCUAAGGCUUUCAAGUUAUUCUCAGGUCCAUCUUUCUCCAUCUUAAGCCGCAAUUUCGUCGAGCACUGUGUCUUGGGAACUGACAACUUCCCUCGGACACUACUCAUGUACUUGUCCAACACACCUGCUUCCAUAUCCAACUACUUCCCAACUAUCCUCUGCAACACUCAUCUUUUCAGAAAGACCAUCAUGAACAACAACUUACUCUAUCUAGCUUCUAACGACACUUCUCAAGAAAGAUACCACCAGCUUAACCCCAACGAGUUCGCGGAUAUGGUUGAAACCGGAGCAGCAUUCGCAAGAGGGUUCAGGCUCGAUGACCCUGUCCUUGAUGGCAUCGAUCAUGAGCUUCUGGGACGCUUACCUGGUGAAGUUGUGCCUGGUGGUUGGUGUUUGGGAGGUUCUGGUAAGAACAGCAGCUCGUGUUCUGUCUGGGGAGACUCGGGUAUCCUUAGACCCGGUUCUGGUUCCGAUAGGCUCGAGAGACGGAUCGUUGAGUUAUUGUCAAAUGAUUGGUUCAAAUCGCACCAAUGCAUAUCGGAAUGAUGCACUUUGAUAGAGUAUAUAUAGUUUGGCCACGAAGAAGAAGAUAACGUUAAUUUAACUCGUUUUGUAAUCUUUUAGAGAGUUCCACUUUCCACUUUCACAUGUAAUCUUGUGGAGUCUUGAGAUUGUUUGAUUCAUAUGUUUGUAAAAGAAAACAUCUCCAUGCUCUCUCAGCUUCAUUUUUUUUUAAUCAUCUAAACUGAGAAAUGUGAAGAAUAGGAAUACUCUAAAUGAAGUAGAGCAUUUGCCGUUCGGAUUCAAA
Thlaspi arvense is the source of this 2578-nucleotide messenger RNA. NCBI's taxonomy places the organism in Eukaryota, Viridiplantae, Streptophyta, Magnoliopsida, Brassicales, Brassicaceae. The record is from the annotation of a GenBank genome assembly.